Alternaria incomplexa is the source of this 1956-nucleotide messenger RNA. RefSeq lists its product as uncharacterized. The transcript has 3 exons. The coding region runs from base 1 to 1956 and encodes 651 amino acids. NCBI's taxonomy places the organism in Eukaryota, Fungi, Ascomycota, Dothideomycetes, Pleosporales, Pleosporaceae. The record is from RefSeq and is a predicted model, not a curated record.
AUGGCAGAAGCCAUUGCGAAGAAAGUUCCCAAGGUCGAGGUCCCUGGAGCGCUCAGCAAACUGUUCGAUCGUGCUAUUCAGGCUCGAGAAAAAGCGGCAACUUGGUUCAAACAAUCGCAUAGCGACACGGUCCUAGACGAGAGCAAUCAGACACAUGCUCACUUCGUCGAAAUUCUUAGAAAUGCUGCUGGAAUCCUUCAGCCGCUGGUAAAGGAGUCUGUGCCUCGUGCUCAAAGGAAGGAGCCAAGUCAAAAGUCCGACGUUGACUCCCUGCGAGAGAUGAAGAAUACUUUCUCCAGUCUCUCGGUGGACCCUGAAAACGUUGCUGAAGAGGCUGAGCCUGAGGAUGAGCUUGGGGAGGAGCCUGCCCCCAGACCAGAUGACUCGAUGGAAUCGCUACCUCCUGUGAACCCUGUUGAAAUCCAGCAAGACGAGUCGGAAAUCGAAUCUGAGUUCUUCUUCGCUAUCCAGUCGUUCAUUACCAACAUACAUGAGCUCCGCGACAUUGUUCAAGAAGUCUGGUUUUCAUACAAGGACGGCAAAGUCGACUUGGUGAACGCUUCUGUCAUCGCGAACACAGCUAUCGACUUGGUGCGGCACGCUGAGUCUGAAUUUGAUCUCACGCUUGUACGCCCAAAGAAGUACCCUCAGAAGAAUUUUCCCGUAUGGGACAUUCUAACUAAAGACCAUCUGCACGAUCCGUUCGAUGAGCUGAAUGUGCGCGUAGAUCGGGAGGUGGCCAUGAAAGAGGCGCUGGAGCGUAGCUGGAUACAACCUUUCCCGUCUAUUGGACAUGCAGCGGAUGUUCGAAAGGACAUGGCCACGGACCUUACCUAUACCAAAGCAGUCGCGGAUGAUCCAUGCGAAACCCUGAAGCCCAAUCCGAUUCGAUGUGGACUCUUGAUGUACGACGCUUAUUUGCAACUCAACACUGAAGGAUAUGCGGAAGCUAAGAGACGGCCGUUGGUUACAAGAACCCAGCAUCCUGGCCCCGAUCUUCUUGGAGCGAAACAACUCAACAACACCCUUCGAUCGGAAACAGAGCUGGCUCGCCUAGCCAAAAAGUUCAACAGAGAGCGCGACAUGGUAUGGUGGACACUAGCAAGCCGUCGCUGGCGCCCAUACAUCGAAGAGCACUCCGCAAACGACAACGGCCCCACCGUCCUCCUCCGCGACCUUAUUCUCUGGCUUGAAGGCGAUGCCAUGGACCUCUACUUCAGCUGGCAAGCUCUGCAAGACCAAUGCGCAAAAGUUUGGCACCACCUCGUACGCUCCCUCUCCACAGACCCCUCCUGGGACAACAAGUGGAGCAAAGAUCCACGGAUGGGUAUUUAUAUCCUGGAAGACGCCGCCGCCGACGAGGAGCACUGGGGCUGCAUAGCAAAAGACGACAAAGCCUUUGCAUCUCCUUUGCGAAAAGCACACGACGCGAUCCAAAAAGUCAUCUUCGAAGUCCAGGAAGAACCCCAAACCGCCCUCGGUAUCUUCGACAGAGACCCAAGAACAAGUGCUGACAUCGCAACUCGCGGCGGCGACGUCUGCCUCGCACGCCUUGCAAAAGAAAACAAAGACUUCACCCUCUCCGUCGGAAGCGGAGCCCACUACGAUCCCCUCGACCUCUACAAAAACUGGCCCCCGGAAAAAUUCAUAUACUCGCACGUCGCCCAAUGCAUUCUCAACUUCGGCCGUGAAACGAGGGAAGCAGACGAGAAGAAGGCGGCGGAAAGCACGCGUGUUUACGAUCCUGAAGAUGGUAAGUAUUAUCGGAUUCAGGAUCACACUUUGGUAUCGGAUGACGAGGACGAUGAUCCUUGUGCUGAUUGUCCAAGGUGUAAGAGGAGGAAGUUUUUGGGGCAUCGGUACCCGACUUAUGCGGGGCAUCAUGGGGAGGUGGAUCGGGAGUUGUGGGAUGAGGAUAGUGAGCGGUCCACGGAUAGUGAGGAUGAAGGGGCGUAG